CCCAGCUGCCCUGUCUUCUCUCUCCCACUCAACACGAACCCGCAUCAGGAGCCCUCCUCGCCAACCUCUCGCAGCCACCAUGUCCAGGCAGUCCUCCAUCACCUUCCAGGCCAGCAGCCGCAGGAGUUUCAGCACAGCCUCGGCCACCACCCCAGCCACCGGGCAUGCCCGCUUCAGCUCUGUCUCUGUGGCCCGCUCCCCGGGGACCAGCGGGGGGCUGGGAAGGACCAGCAGCGCGAGGGCUGGCUUUGGGAGUCGCAGCCUCUAUAACCUUGGGGGGACAAAGCGGGUCUCCAUUGGUGGGUGUGGCAGCAGCUUCCGAAGUGGCUUUGGUGGCCGAGCAAGCGGCGGGUUCGGGGUGGGCGGUGGAUUUGGCUGUGGGGGCCCUGGCUUCUCCGUCUGCCCCUCUGGAGGCAUCCAAGGGGUCACUGUCAACCAGAGUCUCCUCAUGCCUCUGAACCUGGAAAUUGACCCCACCAUCCAGCGGGUGCGGAAAGAGGAGCGUGAACAGAUCAAGACCCUCAACAACAAGUUCGCCUCCUUCAUCGACAAGGUGCGGUUCCUGGAGCAACAGAACAAGGUCUUGGAGACCAAGUGGAGCCUCCUGCAGGAGCAGGCCUCCAAGACCGUGAGGCAGAACCUGGAGCCUUUCUUUGAGGCCUACAUCAACGACCUCCGGCGGCAGCUGGACAGCAUCACCACUGAGAGGGGCAGGCUCGAUGCUGAGCUGAGGAACAUGCAGGAUGUCGUGGAAGAUUUCAAAGUCAGGUAUGAGGAUGAAAUUAACAAGCGCACGGCCGCCGAGAAUGAGUUUGUGUCUCUGAAGAAGGACGUGGAUGCCUCCUACAUGAACAAGGUGGAGCUGGAGUCCAAGGUCAACUGUCUGACUGAUGAGAUCCACUUCUUCCGGAUGCUCUUUGAGGCAGAGCUGUCCCAGAUCCAGACCCACAUCAGCGAUACAUCUGUGGUCCUGUCCAUGGACAACAACCGCAGCCUGGACCUGGACAGCAUCAUCGCCGAGGUCAAAGCGCAGUACGAGGACAUCGCCAACCGCAGCCGGGCAGAGGCUGAGUCUUGGUACCAAACCAAGUACGAGGAGCUGCAGGUCACAGCGGGCCGGCACGACGAUGAUCUCCGCAACACCAAGCAUGAGAUCUCCGAGAUGAACCGGAUGAUCCAGAGGCUGAGAGCCGAGAUCGACAGCGUCAAGAAGCAGUGCUCCAGCCUGCAAACAGCCAUCGCCGAUGCAGAGCAGCGCGGAGAACUGGCCCUCAAGGAUGCUCGGGCCAAGCUGAUGGACCUGGAGGAGGCCCUGCAGAAGGCCAAACAGGACAUGGCGAGGCUGCUGAGGGAGUACCAGGAGCUGAUGAACGUCAAGCUGGCCCUGGACGUGGAGAUCGCCACCUACUGCAAACUACUGGAGGGCGAGGAGUGCAGGCUGAGUGGAGAGGGUGUUUCUCCAGUUAACAUCUCUGUGGUCACCUCCACCGUCUCCAGUGGCUACGGCGGUGGCAGCGGCAUUGGAAGCGGAAGCCUGGGCCUUGGUGGGGGCAGCAGCUUCUCCUUCAGCACCAGUGGCGGGCACAGCCUGGGGGCGGGCCUGGGGGGCGCUGGCUUCAGUGCCUGUAGCAACCGGGGCGUCGGGGGCAGUGGCUCCAGCGUCAAGCUUGUCUCCACCACGUCCUCCAGCCGGAAAAGCUACAAGCACUAAGGGCAGGCAGGCCGUUCCCUCACCCCUGCCCCAAAGCCCGCUCCGCCAGCUCACCGGGCCUGCCUGCACUGGUCCCCACUCUCCUAGGUGCUGCUCCCUGCCUCGCUUCCACGAGGCUCAGCUGUGCUCUCAGGAAGCCUGGCAUCCUGGCUAAACCCCAUUCCCCAGCCUAAGCCAGUCUCUGCCCUCUUGACAGUCCCCAGACUGCUCCUGGCAUCCACUCUGUGCCAAAGCCUGCUCACUUUCAAAACUCACAGCUCAUCUUUCGAAGGCUCCCCGUCAGCUCCACCUCCCUCCCUCCCUCCAGAUGCAGAGAUGGGUAGUCUGUCUCUCCCAGGCCAUCUCCAUGUCAGUCCACCCAUCUCACGAUGCUUAAAAGCUGCCUGCUGGGAGUGAGGGCUCCCUCUCUUCCCCCUCCAGGAAUGUGUCUAUUAAAUGCAUGUGUAAUGUG
This is a messenger RNA of Vicugna pacos (alpaca), 2162 nucleotides long. The record is from RefSeq and is a predicted model, not a curated record. Lineage: Eukaryota; Metazoa; Chordata; Mammalia; Artiodactyla; Camelidae.